AUGAUUGAACAAUCCACAGUGGAAGCAGCCGUCCAAGAAUGUAGCCAGGCAUCAGAUGAAACUGUAGAAAAUGUUUUCAACAUUAUUGGAGCCUUUGAUAUUCCACGUUAUAUUUAUAAUUCAGAAAGAAAGAAGUUUCUACCUCUGUCAAUGACCAACUUCCCUGUACCAAAUUUAUUUGGAACUGCCAGAGAUAAAGCAGAGUUAUUUCGUGAACGCUACUCCAUCUUACAACAGAGGACUCAUAGACAUGAAUUGUUUACUCCUUCAGCAGUCGUUGCUCAUCCUGAUGACAGUAGGAGCAAAUUCCAGCUUAAAACAAUAGAAACUCUAUUGGGCAAUACAGCUAAAGUGGGAGAAGUGAUUGUGCUUGGGAUGAUAACUCAGCUCAAGGAGGGGAAAUUUUUCCUAGAAGACCCUACAGGAGUCGUCCAGCUAGACCUUAGUAAAGCACAGUUCCACAGUGGUUUAUAUACUGAAUCAUGCUUUGUUUUGGCAGAAGGUUGGUAUGAAGAUGAAGUUUUUCAUGUGAAUGCUUUUGGAUUUCCGCCUACUGAGCCUUCUGCUACCACUAGAGCCUUCUAUGGGAAUGUAAACUUCUUUGGAGGGCCUUCUUCAGCUUCAGUAAAGGCUUCUGCAAAACUAAAGCAGCUGGAGGAUGAAAAUGAAGAUGCCAUGUUUGUAUUUCUUUCUGAUGUAUGGCUGGACCAAGCAGAAGUACUGGAAAAGCUUCACACAAUGUUUUCGGGUUAUUCCUCUGCACCUCCAACCUGCUUUUUCUUUUGUGGAAAUUUUUCAUCUGCACCAUAUGGAAAAAGUCAAAUUCAGUCAUUGAAAGGUUCUUUGAAGGCUCUUGCAGACAUUAUAUGUGAAUAUCCCAGCAUUCAUGAAAGUCGAUUUGUGUUUGUUCCUGGCCCUGAAGACCCUGGUCCUGGUUCUAUUUUACCAAGACCUCCGCUGGCUGAAAAUAUUACUGAGGAAUUCAGACAACUGGUGCCAUUUUCAGUUUUCACCACAAAUCCUUGCAGGAUUCAAUAUUGCACCCAAGAAAUAAUUAUCUUUCGUGAAGAUUUGGUAAACAAAAUGUGCAGAAACUGCGUCCGCUUCCCUAGCAGCAACAUGGAUAUUCCCAACCAUUUUGUAAAGACUAUAUUAUCACAAGGACAUCUGACGCCACUUCCGCUGUACGUUAGCCCUGUGUACUGGGCCUAUGACUACUCCCUGAGGGUAUAUCCUCUGCCAGAUAUGCUCAUCAUUGCAGAUAAAUACGACCCAUUCACUGUCACCAACGCUGACUGUCUUUGUAUAAAUCCUGGUUCAUUUCCAAGAAGUGGAUUUUCAUUCAAGGUAUUCUACCCCUCCAACAAGACAGUUGAAGACAGCAAGCUUCAGGGUCUCUGAAUUUCUGCGAGACUGCAAAAAGGGAGUGAGCCUUUGUGAAGCCAGCUGUAGCGCUCAUUUGAGAUGGAUUGAUUUUUAUGAUAUAUUACAAACUGUUUGUAAUAAAUGUCAAAGCCAAAAAUGGUGUAUUUUGUACACAAGCUUUUACA
This is a messenger RNA of Fulmarus glacialis (Northern fulmar), 1550 nucleotides long. RefSeq names its product polymerase (DNA directed), epsilon 2, accessory subunit (gene POLE2). Gene Ontology annotation, molecular function: DNA binding. NCBI's taxonomy places the organism in Eukaryota, Metazoa, Chordata, Aves, Procellariiformes, Procellariidae. Bases 1 to 1401 code for a protein of 466 amino acids. Gene Ontology annotation, cellular component: epsilon DNA polymerase complex. The record is from RefSeq and is a predicted model, not a curated record. Gene Ontology annotation, biological process: error-prone translesion synthesis; DNA-templated DNA replication. The transcript is spliced from 17 exons.